UAUGCAGCUUUCGAGGAUCUGUCCCUCAAGGCUUGGUCCUAGAAAUAGGAGAAACGGUCCAGAUUCUUGAGAAGUGUGAAGGUUGGUACCGAGGUGUGUCAACAAAGAAGCCAAAUGUAAAGGGGAUCUUUCCUGCAAAUUACAUUCACUUGAAAAAGGCAAUUGUCAGUAAUAGGGGGCAGUAUGAAACUGUGGUUCCACUAGAAGAUUCUAUUGUAACUGAGGUUACAGCAACUCUACAAGAAUGGGCCAGUCUGUGGAAACAACUAUAUGUGAAACACAAAGUAGAUCUUUUCUACAAACUACGCCAUGUGAUGAAUGAACUUAUCGACCUGCGAAGGCAGCUGCUAUCAGGUCACCUGACUCAGGAUCAGGUGCGGGAAGUUAAACGGCAUAUCACUGUGCGCCUGGACUGGGGUAAUGAACAUUUGGGCCUGGACCUGGUGCCUCGAAAGGACUUUGAAGUAGUGGAUUCGGAUCAAAUUAGUGUCUCAGAUCUCUAUAAAAUGCAUUUAUCUAGCCGGCAGAGUGUACAGCAAAGUACAUCCCAGGUAGAUACAAUGCGCCCACGUCAUGGGGAAACCUGCCGGAUGCCAGUACCACAUCACUUCUUCCUCAGUCUGAAAAGUUUCACCUACAAUACCAUCGGGGAAGAUACUGAUGUCUUCUUUUCCUUGUAUGACAUGAGAGAAGGCAAGCAGAUAAGUGAGCGGUUUCUGGUGAGACUGAACAAGAAUGGUGGGCCAAGGAACCCAGAGAAGAUAGAACGAAUGUGUGCCCUUUUUACAGAUCUGAGCAGCAAAGAUAUGAAGAGGGAUUUAUAUAUAGUUGCCCAUGUGAUCCGAAUAGGUCGGAUGCUCUUGAAUGACUCAAAGAAAGGCCCUGCCCACCUGCACUACCGGCGACCAUAUGGCUGUGCGGUCCUGAGCAUCCUGGAUGUCCUACAGUCACUCACGGAAGUAAAGGAAGAAAAGGAUUUUGUGCUUAAGGUUUACACGUGCAACAAUGAAAGCGAGUGGUCCCAGAUCCAUGAGAACAUCAUCCGAAAGUCAAGUGCCAAGUACUCUGCCCCCAGCGCCAGCCACGGUCUUAUCAUUUCUCUGCAGCUUCUUCGUGGAGACAUGGAACAGAUCCGGAGAGAAAAUCCCAUGAUAUUUAAUAGGGGAUUGGCAAUUACAAGGAAAUUGGGAUUUCCUGAUGUCAUCAUGCCAGGUGAUAUCCGUAAUGACCUGUACCUGACCUUGGAGAAGGGAGAUUUUGAGAGAGGGGGAAAGAGUGUCCAGAAGAAUAUUGAGGUGACCAUGUAUGUGCUUUACGCAGAUGGAGAAAUCUUAAAGGAUUGCAUCAGCUUGGGUUCAGGAGAACCAAAUAGGAGUUCCUACCAUUCCUUCGUCCUCUACCACAGUAAUAGUCCUCGCUGGGGAGAAAUUAUCAAAUUGCCCAUCCCCAUCGACCGCUUCCGGGGCUCCCACCUGCGCUUUGAAUUCAGACAUUGUUCCACAAAGGACAAAGGAGAAAAAAAGCUCUUUGGCUUUGCAUUCUCUCCCCUGAUGCGGGACGACGGCACCACCCUCUCAGAUGAUAUUCAUGAGCUCUAUGUGUACAAGUGUGAUGAGAAUAGCACGUUUAACAACCAUGCUCUGUACCUGGGUCUGCCCUGCUGCAAAGAGGACUACAAUGGCUGCCCUAACAUCCCCUCCAGCCUCAUCUUUCAGCGCAGCACCAAAGAGUCUUUCUCCAUUUCCACACAGCUCUCCUCCACCAAACUCACCCAGAACGUGGAUCUACUUGCUCUGCUGAAAUGGAAGGCCUUCCCAGACCGAAUCAUGGAUAUCCUAGGGCGACUGCGGCAUGUUAGUGGGGAGGAAAUUGUUAAGUUUCUGCAGGACAUUUUAGAUACACUCUUCGUGAUUUUGGAUGAUAAUACAGAGAAGUAUGGCCUGCUGGUUUUUCAAUCUCUGGUAUUCAUCAUCAACCUGCUCCGAGACAUCAAGUAUUUCCACUUUCGACCUGUGAUGGACACGUACAUCCAGAAGCACUUUGCUGGAGCCCUAGCAUACAAGGAGCUCAUCCGCUGUUUGAAGUGGUACAUGGACUGCUCAGCAGAACUGAUACGACAGGACCACAUUCAGGAAGCCAUGCGGGCCUUGGAGUACCUUUUCAAGUUCAUCGUGCAGUCACGGAUCCUGUACUCACGAGCCACAUGUGGGAUGGAGGAGGAGCAGUUCCGGUCCAGCAUUCAAGAACUUUUCCAGUCCAUCCGGUUUGUGCUCAGUCUGGACAGCAGAAACUCAGAAACACUCCUUUUCACUCAGGCUGCACUCCUCAAUUCCUUCCCAACCAUCUUUGAUGAGCUGCUACAAAUGUUCACCGUGCAAGAGGUGGCAGAGUUUGUGAGAGGGACACUGGGGAGCAUGCCCAGCACUGUGCACAUCGGGCAGUCAAUGGAUGUCGUGAAGCUUCAGUCUAUCGCCAGAACCGUGGAUAGCCGCCUGUUUUCUUUCUCAGAAUCCCGCCGCAUCCUGCUUCCUGUGGUUCUCCAUCACAUUCACCUUCACCUGAGACAGCAGAAAGAGCUGCUUAUCUGCUCAGGGAUUCUCGGCAGUAUCUUCUCCAUCGUCAAGACCAGCUCUCUGGAGACAGAUGUCAUGGAGGAGGUGGAGAUGAUGGUGGAGAGCCUCCUAGACGUGCUCUUGCAGACUCUGCUCACCAUCAUGAGCAAAUCGCACGCUCAGGAGGCGGUAAGAGGGCAGCGAUGCCCGCAGUGCACAGCUGAGAUCACUGGCGAGUAUGUGUCCUGCCUUCUCUCACUGCUCCGCCAGAUGUGUGACACCCAUUACCAGCACCUCCUGGACAACUUUCAGAGCAAAGAUGAACUCAAGGAGUUCCUGCUGAAGAUUUUCUGUGUGUUCCGGAACUUGAUGAAGAUGAGUGUCUUCCCUCGGGACUGGAUGGUGAUGAGACUGCUCACAAGCAACAUUAUAGUCACUACUGUCCAGUACCUGUCCUCAGCACUGCACAAGAAUUUCACAGAGACAGACUUCGACUUUAAGGUCUGGAAUUCUUAUUUUAGCCUGGCAGUUCUGUUCAUAAAUCAGCCAAGCCUCCAGCUAGAAAUUGUCACUUCAGCCAAGAGGAAGAAGAUUCUAGAUAAAUAUGGGGACAUGCGUGUGAUGAUGGCUUAUGAACUGUUCAGCAUGUGGCAGAAUUUGGGUGAACAUAAGAUCCACUUUAUUCCGGGAAUGAUUGGUCCUUUUUUGGGUGUGACACUGGUCCCACAGCCAGAAGUGCGGAAUAUCAUGAUCCCCAUCUUUCAUGACAUGAUGGACUGGGAACAGAGGAAAAAUGGCAACUUCAAACAGGUGGAGGCCGAGCUGAUUGACAAGCUGGACAGUAUGGUUUCAGAAGGGAAAGGUGAUGAAAGCUACAGGGAGCUCUUCGGCCUGCUAACCCAGCUGUUUGGGCCCUACCCCAGCCUGCUGGAGAAGGUUGAACAGGAAACAUGGCGCGAGACCGGCAUUUCCUUUGUGACCUCAGUCACCCGCCUCAUGGAACGCCUCCUUGACUACAGGGACUGCAUGAAAGGAGAGGAAACAGAGAAUAAGAAGAUUGGCUGUACUGUUAACCUGAUGAACUUUUACAAAUCUGAGAUUAACAAAGAAGAGAUGUAUAUCCGCUAUAUCCAUAAGCUCUGUGACAUGCACUUGCAGGCCGAAAACUACACAGAGGCUGCAUUCACCCUGCUCCUCUACUGUGAGCUACUACAGUGGGAGGACCGGCCGCUACGGGAAUUCCUCCACUACCCAUCCCAGACAGAGUGGCAGCGGAAAGAGGGACUGUGCCGGAAGAUCAUCCACUACUUCAACAAAGGCAAGAGCUGGGAGUUUGGGAUUCCACUGUGCAGGGAGCUGGCGUGUCAGUACGAGAGCCUCUACGAUUAUCAGAGCCUCAGCUGGAUCCGGAAAAUGGAAGCCAGCUACUAUGACAACAUCAUGGAGCAGCAGCGCCUGGAGCCUGAGUUCUUUCGGGUCGGCUUCUAUGGCAGGAAAUUUCCCUUCUUCCUUCGAAACAAAGAGUAUGUGUGCCGAGGCCAUGACUACGAACGGCUGGAGGCCUUCCAACAAAGGAUGCUCAGUGAGUUCCCACAGGCUGUCGCCAUGCAGCACCCCAACCACCCCGAUGACGCCAUUCUUCAAUGCGACGCCCAGUAUUUGCAGAUCUAUGCAGUGACACCCAUUCCAGAGUAUGUAGAUGUCCUGCAGAUGGAUAGGGUCCCAGAUCGUGUCAAAAGCUUCUACCGUGUCAACAAUGUAAGGAGGUUCCGCUAUGACAGGCCUUUUCACAAAGGCCCAAAGGACAAGGAGAAUGAAUUCAAGAGCCUGUGGAUCGAGCGUACCACCCUGACCCUGACCCACAGCUUGCCUGGCAUCUCUCGAUGGUUUGAAGUGGAACGGAGGGAACUGGUGGAGGUGAGCCCUUUGGAGAAUGCCAUCCAGGUGGUUGAGAAUAAGAACCAGGAGCUGCGGGCCCUGAUUAGCCAGUAUCAGCACAAGCAGGUGCACGGCAACAUCAACCUGCUCAGCAUGUGCUUGAACGGCGUCAUCGACGCAGCUGUCAAUGGGGGCAUCGCGCGCUACCAGGAGGCCUUCUUUGACAAAGAUUACAUCACCAAGCACCCAGGAGAUGCUGAGAAGAUCACCCAGCUCAAAGAGCUCAUGCAGGAGCAGGUCCAUGUCCUUGGCGUCGGGCUGGCAGUACACGAGAAGUUUGUGCACCCAGAAAUGCGGCCUCUGCAUAAGAAACUGAUUGAUCAGUUCCAGAUGAUGCGGGCCAGCCUCUACCAUGAAUUUCCAAGUUUGGACAAGUUAAGCCCUGCAUGCUCAGGCACCAGCACCCCACGGGGAAAUGUUGUGGCGUCCCAUAGUCCCAUGAGCCCUGAGAGCAUCAAGAUGACCCACCGGCACAGCCCCAUGAACUUGAUGGGCACAGGCCGCCAUUCAUCAUCUUCCCUCUCCUCACACACAUCUAGCGAAGCAGGAAACAUGGUGAUGCUGGGCGACAGCGCCAUCGGUGAGGCUCCUGAGGACCUGUACCACCACAUGCAGCUCACAUAUCCCAACCCCAGGUACCAGGGCUCAGUCACCAACGUGUCUGUUCUGUCCUCGUCCCAGGCAAGCCCGUCUUCCUCCAGCCUGAGUUCUACUCACUCAGCACCAUCCCAGAUGAUUACCUCUGCCCCUCCCAGUGCCCGAGGCUCUCCCUCUCUGCCAGAUAAGUACCGUCACACCCGAGAAAUGAUGUUGCUGCUGCCCACACACCGGGACCGCCCAAGCAGUGCCAUGUAUCCUGCAGCCAUCCUGGAGAAUGGACAGCUGCCAAAUUUCCAGCGGGCACUGUUCCAGCAAGUGGUUGGACCCUGCAAACCCUGCAGUGAUCCCAAUCUGUCUGUGGCUGAAAAAGGUCAUUACCUACAUUUUGAUGCCUUCCAUCACCCCCUGGGUGACACCCCCCCUGCCCUCCCUGCCCGGACCCUUCGAAAGUCUCCUCUCCACCCUAUCCCGGCCUCCCCCACAAGCCCCCAGUCGGGCCUGGACGGAAGCAACUCGACGCUGUCCGGCAGUGCCAGCAGCGGCGUGUCCUCCUUGAGCGAGAGUAACUUUGGGCACUCCUCGGAGGCCCCACCUCGUACCGACACCGUGGACUCCAUGCCCAGCCAGGCGUGGAAUGCCGAUGAAGAUCUCGAGCCAUCCUACCUCCCCGUCCACUACAGCCUCUCCGAGUCCACCGUCCUGGACUCCAUCAAGGCCCAGCCAUGCCGAAGCCACUCAGCCCCGGGGUGCGUCAUCCCUCAGGAUCCCAUGGACCCACCUGCGCUGCCGCCCAAGCCCUACCACCCCCGCCUGCCAGCCCUGGAGCAUGACGAAGGCGUCCUGCUUCGCGAAGAGGCGGAGAGGCCCCGGGGCUUGCACCGCAAGGCCUCAAUGCCGCCUGGGAGCAGCAAGGAGGAGCAGGCACGCAUGGCCUGGGAGCACGGCCGAGGGGAACAGUGAGGGGCGGGGAGGCGGCUGGGACGCCGCCCUCAGUGAGCAGCUUGCCCAACCACUCCAGGUCUGAAAAUCAAGUCCGCUGCUGCCCCUUCACCCCAGGGAGCCAGAGAGGCCUGGCACUCAGGAGAGAACCACCCUGUCUCCGUUCUACUGCCGUGAACUCGUGUGUUGCCAUGUACAGAGGCCGCAGCAGCAUGAGGGUUGUGGCUUCUCUUUUUAUUUCAUUUUCUACAUUUCCAUUUCUAUGGGUUUUCCUUUCCUUCCUUUGUGCAGUAGAUGCUUUCUUCCUCCUGCAGUUUCAGACAUGGAGCUAUAUGGAGAUAUAGCACAGACUGAAUCAUUUUGCAGCACUGCAGAGCCCAGGGCUAGAGCCCAGGCCGGCCCUCCAGGGUGGAGAUGCACAGAAGAAUGGAAAUUGCACUAGGGAUCUCUUUCUUUGCUGUGUGGACAGAAAAGCUCAUGGUUGCAUUCAGGGAUUGCUAAGACUGCAUGGACUACAUGGCACAGGUGGAUGAGGGGCUACAAGCUGUUUUGCACAAAUGCCUGCCUGCCUGACCACUCUUCCAUCCAGGAGUGUGCAGCCGAGGGGCUUGCCAGCCAACCUGCCAGCCUAGGCGUGUGACCUGGCUCAGCUGCACGCCUGGGGCACAUUGCCAGGCUUCCAUGGGCCAACCCUGCCUCCUCCUCCACCUUGGAUUUUUCUCUCCAUCACUUUGAGUUUUGACCAUUUGCUCCCUACUCUCAAUACACCUCAUACCCACAGGAGCCCCCAUGAUGAAUGGAUCUGCAAGGGCAGCUUCCACCCUCUGGGCGCUGAGGGCAUUGUGGAAGACGGAGGGGCUCCCCCAACCAUCUUCCGGGGAGAGCUGGGUCCCACCUCAGGGCCCAAGAGGCCACAUAUUGAGGGCCAAGCUGGUGUAGGAGUGAAGCUGGGGUGUUGCAAAGGCCAGAUCCCCUGAGCUUUCAGAAGUGGUCAGAAUGCCUGUCACCCAGCUCCACAAUCAGGGAUUUUCAGCACUACCUCCGAGCCAUGGGGCCGGCUGCCCAGCCAGGCUUCCAGGCCUGAGGACAUGUAGUCAGGUACAGCAAGCUCCUGGAUGACUCGGGGUAGUAAGCUGCACCUUUUGGAAGAAAAGGGUCGUGCAGGUAGAAUUGUCAUCUCCCAAGUGGCCAAGUAACUUUGGGCACUCCUUGCUCCAGGCCCGUGGGGACCACUACUCAGGGUUCAGGGCGGGCAGGAGGGAAGUUUCUCCAGCCUCCCCAGUCUGUUGGGCAGAGUGCAGUGGCGUCUUCAUAGGAAACUUUCAGGUCAGGGCACUGAUUUUCCUCUUGGUUUAUUAUUUGGGGUGACAGGGUUUGGGUGGGGUAACAGUAUUUUAUCAGGGUGCUUUUAAAUUACUUAAAACAAAAAAAAGUCUACACACAAAAUGUUUUGUUUUUUCCUUCAUUUGCUCGAGUUCACUUUAGUGUGAGCCAGGGCCUUGGAUGGUUACAAGACUGCUUUCUUGUUGAACAAGCAUGUUGCCCCCAGUUUCUCCCUCGCUUUCCUGUCUGGCCUCCAAGCCUGGGCCCUGGGCCCUCACCCCACAGCCCCUCUUUCCAAACAGAAAAGGCCAUGGUCAGGGUGUUUUUCUCUAAUAUACAAACACCAGCUUAUUUAAGAAUGCCAGCAAGUAACUCAUUGGGAAAGAUGGAGGGCCACAUUCCCUUCAGGGAGCCCAGGGGUGUUUAUCACCAGUGUCCAUCCUGAUACUGUAAGGAUUAUGCCAGGCAGAGCGGGGCAAGAGGUUGUUGAGGAUGUGGGUCAAUCAUGGCAGUCCCUGACCCUGGAGGCAGGCCUGCUUCUGAGCCUGGAUUCACCUGCAAACUUCAGUCCCUGGACAAUUUGGUGUUCACAAGUGUUAAGAGGCCUGGGGGCUAGCUUUGAAUCUAAUCCUUGGGUAGGAGGAGAGGGCAUCUUUAGAUUUUAAGGCACCUGUGAACCUCUGUCCCUAGACAAGGCUGUCAUCCCCUACUCCACUUGGUGGCAGGGGAGGGUACUGAGGGAAGUGUGAGUUUGUUCUUGCUUUUGAAGGUGAAACUGGUUUGUGCUUUCCCUCCUGUCCCCCAACCAGAUGAAAAGGACACAUUCCAAUCCCUUUUGUUGGAGAAUCAGCCAGUGUUGGGGGGGGGGGGGGGCGUGGAAAGCCAAGAAGAGAAUCCUUUGAAAAGAAUGUGAAAUACUGACUUUCAUUCUUUCAAGCUUACUUGUAAAUACCUAUUUGAAUGCUGUGUAUUUGUACAGGAAUUUGAGCAAAAAAUGUAUAGAGUGUGAUGUCCAAUUGGUAUUCAGCCCUAUAAAUGUGUUUUUAAUCUCUGGCAUUCUGUGCUUAUUUAAAACAAGAAAACUUCUAACCAUUUCUUUUGUGUGUUCAUGUUUAAAGAAAAAGUUAUUUUAAAAUGAACUUACCUGUACCAGAAAGCAAAGUUAAAAGAAAAAAAUUUGUACCAGUGUCCCAAGAGGUAUUUUACUGUAUAUAUUGUAGUAGCAUGUUCUCAAUCCAACAAGCAAGUAAUGUGAAUUUUAGAUGUACAUAUCUACCACUUGGUUUCCCCACCCCCACCCCCUUGACUGCUGUGAUGUGAAUUAAAGAUGAAUACCUGAUACUGA
Orycteropus afer afer is the source of this 8697-nucleotide messenger RNA. It is a transcript of the gene DOCK3, whose product is annotated as dedicator of cytokinesis 3. Gene Ontology annotation, cellular component: plasma membrane; cytoplasm. Gene Ontology annotation, molecular function: small GTPase binding; guanyl-nucleotide exchange factor activity; GTPase activator activity. Lineage: Eukaryota; Metazoa; Chordata; Mammalia; Tubulidentata; Orycteropodidae. Gene Ontology annotation, biological process: small GTPase-mediated signal transduction. The record is from RefSeq and is a predicted model, not a curated record.